UUAUUAUUAUUGUUACCGCACUUAGAAUUAUAGAAAAAUACUGUGAUCACCGCUAACCAGGAUAUUUCAUCAGUUAUUUUAAAAAGCUCAAGAAGUAGUAUACAUAACAGAGAAAAACAAAAAUAACAACAAAUAUACCAUAUAUUUGUAUAGUUUAGGACAAUUUUUUACAAUAAAAUAAUGUAUUAUUAUGCAAUUGAAAUAUGUAUUUUGAUAUGGCAUCUGUUAAAAUAAAAAAAGCCUAUAAAAUAAAAGACACAAUUGUUUGCCCUUCCAUUACUAUAACAUUCUUCAGGGUAUAUAGUAACAGAGUGAGGUUUAUAUUUCAGUUGUGUCUUGCAUAUAAUUUUUAAAUGUGUGCAAAAUGUGGGUUAUGUAUAUAAAUGUAAUCAUUAAAAUAUAUUGUUUUUUAAUCUUCAUUAAAUGUCGAAAGUAAUAUAGCCGGAUUGUGACAUAAAUGUAAUGUAUACCUGCUAAAUGCAUGCCUAGUUUCUGACAAUCAAUCAAUGAAGAGGAUAAAAUGAAUGCAUAGAAAAUCAUUGAAAGCUCAGUUCUUUAGCCACAAAAAGUGUAAACAGCCUGGACAAACAUUGAUCCACAAUAGUGAGCUUAACAAACCAUUGCAUGUGUUGUAAAUAAUGAAAGUUGCUAGAGUCUAUUGAUGUGCACAGCAAGUGUUAAUUCCCAUCCUCUGGACCACCACUCUUGUUGACCUAGUCCCUCCUUCCCAGGUGCAGGACCCUCUCAUAAAAGCUUAUCUGGCAGAUUAUCUCCAAUUCAAUUGCAGAUGACUGCCUUACAGAGCUGGGUGUCUUCAGGGAAGAGACCAGUGACCAGGAAUUCAGUGCAGCUCUGCUUAUAAGAGGAGGCUGUGAGGGAAUUCCUUCAGAGAUCCUGGUCAGCCACAAGACAACGCAGAGAUUACAAUCCAGACAGUUCCUCAUAGCUGUUUUGGACGGUCACUUGUGGCCAUGAGCUUCUUCCAACAGACCAAUAUCUCAGAGGAGCAGUUCUUCUCAAGGAUUUCAGAUGAGGAAGAUGAAAUUGAUAUUCUGGGAGAAGAUGACAGUUGUGGCUUCCAACAACAUUUCUGCCUAAAGCCUCAAUCUUCAGACAUGGAUACUAAGAUGUCUCCCACCAAAUCCAGCUGUGGGGAAUCAGAGAGUGACUCUUCUGGAGAGAGUGAGUCUACAGAACAGACCAUGAACACUGGAGGUAAAUCAAAAAGGACCUUAGUAAAACCUCCAUAUUCAUACAUCGCCUUGAUCACCAUGUCUAUUCUACAGAGUCCAAACAAAAAACUGACCCUCAGCGGAAUCUGUGACUUCAUCAGCAAUAAAUUUCCCUAUUAUAAGGACAAAUUCCCAGCCUGGCAAAACUCUAUAAGGCACAACUUGUCUCUCAAUGACUGCUUUAUCAAGAUCCCCAGGGAACCGGGCAACCCAGGCAAAGGAAACUAUUGGACUCUGGACCCAGCUUCAGAAGACAUGUUCGAUAAUGGAAGUUUCCUCAGGAGGAGAAAACGAUUUAAAAGACACCACAACGAAUUCAUCAAAGAUAGCUUGAUGGUCUACCCUCCCUUUCAUUACUACAGACCUUACAGGGCUCUUCACCCACAGACAUAUGUUCAUCCUCAUGUCGUAACCCCGAUGCCCAUAACUGAAAGACUAGUGAUCCCUACACACCAGCAGAUCUCUUACCAGGAUAUGCCUCAGGGGAAACUCCCCAGUAACAUCCAAGGACUAAAUAUACAGCUCAAACCCCAGGCUUUGGGCAACCAACAUCCUCCAAACAAAUGCUCCUUCAGCAUAGAGAGCAUUAUGAAGAAAACCAAGGAGCCAGAAAUUUCUGUCCCAGAUCUCAACCAGUCCUGGAACUAUAGUCAUUUUCAGCAAAGGUCAGCUUCCAUGCUGCCAGCUAUACUUAACAUAAAUGCUGGACCUCUGCUAUCAUCCUAUGGAGCCCGGCAGUACUGCCAUAUGAGGUUCCCCACUAACUUCUGAUGUAUAUAUAUAUAUAUAUAUACAGUCCUAGAAUUAACCGCAACUAAACCUGAGCAAUCACACUUACUGCGCUGCUUUUGGCUUGUAUUUAAUGGACCAAUGUCUGAUUUAGAGAUACUUAUUUAUUAAUGUACUGUUCUAUAUAAAACCCCAUAUUUUUCCUCACUGCAUUGCUAUAUUCAGGACUUAAAAUACACAGUUGGUGAGGAAGGGAUGGAUAUUCGUGGUUGCUGUGUGUUUUUUUAUUUUUGUUUUGUUUUGUUUUUUGACUCUCUGUGGGUACAAUGUUGUAUUUAAAUGUUUGCAUGGCUGUUUUAUUUGAUGUUUCAUUGCUUAUUGAAAUGUACAUAGCUAUAAAGUAUUUAUUGUCAGAGAAUAAUAACAUGUGUGGUAAUUCCAUACAAUAAAACC
This is a messenger RNA of Rana temporaria (common frog), 2414 nucleotides long. RefSeq names its product forkhead box protein D5-A-like. Lineage: Eukaryota; Metazoa; Chordata; Amphibia; Anura; Ranidae. The record is from RefSeq and is a predicted model, not a curated record. The coding region runs from base 972 to 2003 and encodes 343 amino acids. Gene Ontology annotation, molecular function: RNA polymerase II cis-regulatory region sequence-specific DNA binding; DNA-binding transcription factor activity, RNA polymerase II-specific. Gene Ontology annotation, biological process: regulation of transcription by RNA polymerase II; cell differentiation; anatomical structure morphogenesis. The transcript has a single exon.